Paraglomus occultum is the source of this 580-nucleotide messenger RNA. NCBI's taxonomy places the organism in Eukaryota, Fungi, Glomeromycota, Glomeromycetes, Paraglomerales, Paraglomeraceae. The record is from the annotation of a GenBank genome assembly.
AGAUGCACAAGAAGGAAAUCGUAGAGGCCGUAACAAUCAUAGAAACACCUCCAAUAGUAGUUGUCGGAGUUGUUGGCUAUGUAGAGACUCCUCGUGGUCUUCGUUCGCUAACGACGGUCUGGGCCCAGCAUUUGUCCGAUGAAUUGAGACGCCGCUUCUACAAGAGUUGGUACAAGUCCAAGAAGAAGGCCUUUACUAAAUACGCCAAAAAGUACGCAGAGAAUGCUAAGCCAAUUGCCCAGGAACUGGCCAGGAUCAAGAAAUAUUGUCAAGUUGUGCGUGUGCUUGUCCAUACGCAAAUCUCCAAGGUGCACAUCAAACAGAAGAAGGCGCACUUGAUGGAGAUUCAAUUGAAUGGAGGCACAGUUGCAGACAAGGUCGAGUGGGCCAAGAAGCAUUUCGAGAAAGAAAUCGAUGUUAAAUCGGUAUUCGAGCAAGACGAGAACAUUGAUGUUAUCGGAGUGACGAAAGGAAAAGGAUUUGAAGGUGUUACGCAUAGAUGGGGUACUAAGAAUUUGCCGAGAAAGACGCACAAGGGGCUUCGUAAGGUUGCUUGUAUUGGUGCUUGGCAUCCGUCAAG